Molecule: messenger RNA, 1213 nt
Organism: Lycium barbarum (goji berry)
Lineage: Eukaryota; Viridiplantae; Streptophyta; Magnoliopsida; Solanales; Solanaceae
Product: (2Z,6Z)-farnesyl diphosphate synthase CPT6, chloroplastic-like
Exons: 3
Coding region: 198-1013 (271 amino acids)
Biological process (GO): polyprenol biosynthetic process; plastid membrane organization; response to cold
Cellular component (GO): chloroplast stroma
Source: RefSeq, a predicted model, not a curated record
AAUUACUACAAGGAAUUGAUUUUGUGGUUGUUAUUCAAACUUCAAGGUUAGGCUGUCAGUUGCAGUGUGUGGGUGUUAAUUUCUUCUCGAGUAGUAUAUUACCACGGCAAGCUUCAAGCCUUUUGUCAAGUAUAUUACUACUAGAACACAUUUGUGAAUUCUUUACUGCAAAGUAUAAACUAAUUAAGGUUGAGGAAAUGAGCUCUUUUUUAAUGUGCCAGACCAAGCUCCUCCCAAUAUACAACAACUCUUAUAAUUUGGGUUUUCAAUCAUCGAAUUCAUCAGCAUCUGUGCGUAGUAUCCAACUUCAUCCAGAGCUUAUCCCUAAACAUGUAGCUAUAAUAAUGGACGGCCACAGGAGAUGGGCUAAGGCUAGAGGCCUACCGGUGCAAGAGGGUCACAAAUUUAUUACUCCGAAUCUUAAAAAUAUUUGUAACGUUUCCUCCAAACUCGGAAUAGAAGUUCUCACUGCUUUUGCUUUCUCCACUGAAAACCUUAAUCGUUCCAAGGAGGAGGUUGAUUUCUUGAUGCAACUGUUCGAAGAGUUCUUUCAAGAAUUUAUGAGGUUUGGGGUACGAGUAUCUGUUAUUGGAGAUAAACCUAGACUUUCCAUAACUUUACAGAAAAGCAUCGAGUUAACAGAGGAGGCCACCAAAGCCAAUGAAGGACUGCAUCUUAUGAUGGCACUAAAUUAUGGAGGACAUUAUGACAUGUUACAGGCAACCAAGUGCAUUGCCAGUAAAUUAAAGGAUGGCCUUCUUAAGUUAGAGGAUAUUGACAAUAAAUUAUUUGAGCAAGAACUCUCUACUAAGUGCGCCAAGUUCCCCAAACCUGAUUUACUAAUAAGGACUGGUGGAGAACAAAGAAUCAGUAACUUCUUAUUGUGGCAGCUCGCUUAUUCUGAAAUGUACUUCACAAAUACACUAUUUCCUGAUUUUGGAGAAGAAGAUCUGAAGGAGGCCGUACUUUCCUUUCAACGAAGACACAGACGUUUUGGUGGACACACAUAUUGAAAAUCUUUUUGUUAUUUUAAAGCUCUCAGCAUCUCUUAUAAUUGUAUGUGUUUUAGUAUUUUGUGAUCUGCAAUAUCCUCUCAGCCAAAUUGAUAACUUAAUACAGGAGGUUUUUUUAAUUUCUUCAUGCAGCAACAAGCUUGGAGAAUUGUAUUAUAUUUGUGAAAAUGUUUAUGUUAGAUUCCAACUUAUUACGAGUA